AUGGAUGGAACAAAUCACACAGUGGUGUCAGAGUUUGUGUUCUUGGGACUUUCCAAUUCCUGGGAGAUCCAACUUGUCCUCUUUGUGUUCUCCUCCAUGUUUUAUGCGGCAAAUGUGAUGGGAAACUCUCUCAUUGUCCUUACAGUGAUAUCUGACUCUCAGUUAAAUGCCCCUAUGUACUUUCUUUUGGCUAAUCUUUCUUUUAUUGACCUGAGUGUUUCUUCUGUCAUUUCACCCAAGAUGAUUUAUGACCUUUUCAGGAAACGUAAAGUCAUCUCCUUUGGAGGCUGCAUUGCUCAGAUCUUCUUCAUUCAUGUUAUUGGUGGUGCAGAAAUGGUGUUGCUCAUAGCCAUGGCCUUUGACAGAUAUGUAGCCAUCUGUAAGCCUCUCCACUACCUAACUAUUAUGAGCCAAAAAAUGUGUAUUUUGCUCCUUGCUGCCUCAUGGCUAAUUGGUUUGAUCCACUCCAUGAUUCAAUUAAUUUUUGUUCUAAAAUUGCCAUUUUGUGGCCCCAAUGUGUUGGACAGUUUUUACUGUGACCUUCCUCGAUUUAUCAAACUUGCUUGUGUAGACACCUACAGAUUAGAGUUCAUAGUCACGGCCAACAGUGGGUUUAUAUCUCUGGGAUCGUUCUUCAUACUGAUCAUCUCCUACAUUUUCAUCCUGAUCACAGUUCGAAAACAUUCCUCAGGUGCCUCAUCCAAGGCUCUGUCUACUUUAUCAACUCACAUUAUGGUGGUGGUUUUGUUCUUCGGUCCUUGCAUCUUUGUUUAUACCUGGCCUUACCCAACAUCACACCUAGACAAAAUUCUUGCCAUUUUUGAUGUGCUUCUAACUCCUUUUCUGAAUCCAGUCAUCUAUACAUUGAGGAACAAAGUGAUGAAAAUGGCAAUAAGGAGAGUGUGCAGUCAAUUUCUUGUUCACAGAAGUAUUUCUCAAAUGACAAAAGUAUUAUGA
This is a messenger RNA of Elephantulus edwardii (Cape elephant shrew), 957 nucleotides long. RefSeq names its product olfactory receptor 4F3/4F16/4F29-like. Lineage: Eukaryota; Metazoa; Chordata; Mammalia; Macroscelidea; Macroscelididae. The transcript has a single exon. Gene Ontology annotation, biological process: G protein-coupled receptor signaling pathway. The coding region runs from base 1 to 957 and encodes 318 amino acids. Gene Ontology annotation, molecular function: olfactory receptor activity; G protein-coupled receptor activity. Gene Ontology annotation, cellular component: membrane. The record is from RefSeq and is a predicted model, not a curated record.